GCCAAAUUAAGAUUUCCCUCUGUUGGUUGGAUGAUGAUAACUUCACUCUUCAGUGUUGUGAGAGAAUCCAAGAAUGGCCAUAGAUUGUAGUAUGGAGAAUAGGCUGCCGUGUGACUCAAAGAGGAAUAUAACGUGCUUAGAGUCGGCGGAGACUUUUCUUUUGUGGAAUAUUGUGCUAUCUGUGAAUAGGUACAGGUGCUGAGCUCUGGAGCUAAGUGAUUUGAAUCACGUUGGUUUGAAAAAGCCACCCCUCAUUGAUACCACAAAAAAAGAAUGGGUACAAUCAAUCUACUGAUGAUACUGCCACAAGAAUGGUGUGCUGCAACUUUUAUUGUUAUUUAGUGGAGGAAGUGUGACUGAAUUGUUCAUUUUUCUGCAUGGCAUCUUUGUGGCCAUCACCAUGGCGAGUUCCAAGAAGUCUUUCUGCUCGAGAUUGCAAUUUGUCACCACAAGAAAAAGCUCAAAGAAGAACCAACCAGAUCCAUAUCACGAUGAAGAUCAGUCAACCAGCGAUGCGUCAAAAAAUGAAGAUGUUUUGGAAACACCAACCUCUGAUCCAGUGGAAUCACGUGUUAGUCAGGAGAGCUGUGGGCACCUCCAGGGUGUUGAGGAAUCAGUUGAUGUGUCUAAAAAGAAAGAUGGGGGUGGUUCAAAGGCGGUGAAAGACACUGAGGACGUAUCUGAGGUGUUCAGUGAGUCUGAGGAGCCAGUAGUCAUGGAGCGGGGAGUGCGAAAGCCAGUCGUGAAAUUCACGAUAUCCGUGGAAUCAAACAACGAAGAAGACAAUACAGUAUUUGAUCUCGAUGUCACACAACCAGGUCAGGACCAGAAAGGUACGGAUGAUUCUAAAGGAGGGAAUAUGUCAAAGGCCAAAACAGCGUCUUCACCAAGUUUAAGGUUGAAUCUCACAGAGGGGGUAAAUUCGUCACCAGAAUGCGGCAACUCUCCAGAAAUUCGCUACUCAUUGGACAGGGUGCGGCUUAAUUCUGGGGAGUCCUCACUGACAUCCACACCCACCUCAAGCAGGCGGAGGCGCCAAACUUUCUGCGGUGUUUCCUACAUGUCUCGUCGAAAUCUCUCCUCCUCUGAUCAGUUUGAGGACUCGGAGGAUGUGCUUUCCGCAUCGUCCUCAGAUUUCUCUCCAGGCAGCACGCUCUCCAGCCUGGGGUUGGAGAAGUUUCAGGGCGUCGACGAACUCAGUGAUGAUGGAAGCAGUGAGGGGAAGCUGCGCGAGAGCACGGAUUUCAGCGAUGACGCUUGUGGCGAGAUGCGUCCCUCUGAGCACACGGUCUUAACGCCGGUCAACAAACAGCUGCGAAUCGUCACCUCUGUGGACAGGGCGCUGUUCCCCCACAGGCGUAGCUCCGUUUCUUCCCCCAAGGUGGAUCGGGUGCUCAACUUUGGGCGCUCCUCCUCAGAGAAUCUCGAACACAUUGCUUUUGUGGAUUUCCUCAAACGGCUGAAGCUUCAACAAUACCUGAAGAAUUUCCCGCCAAACAUGUCCCUCAUGGAUUUUAAGUUGACCACAGAAGACGAGCUGAGCGAAGUGUACGGCGUGUACGACGCGGACGGCCGCAAGGCGCUGCUCAAGGCCAUCGAGAUGGCGCGGGAGGACGAGGAGAGCGACACAGACUCAUUG
Molecule: messenger RNA, 1639 nt
Organism: Aplysia californica (California sea hare)
Lineage: Eukaryota; Metazoa; Mollusca; Gastropoda; Aplysiida; Aplysiidae
Product: microtubule-associated serine/threonine-protein kinase 2
Biological process (GO): peptidyl-serine phosphorylation; intracellular signal transduction
Molecular function (GO): protein serine/threonine kinase activity; ATP binding; magnesium ion binding
Source: RefSeq, a predicted model, not a curated record